AUGCCAUCCCGACUCAGGAAGACCCGAAAACUUCGGGGCCACGUGAGCCACGGCCACGGCCGCAUCGGCAAGCACAGGAAGCACCCGGGGGGCCGCGGUAAUGCUGGUGGCUUGCAUCAUCACAGGAUCAACUUCGACAAAUAUCACCCAGGUUACUUUGGGAAAGUUGGUAUGAGGCAUUUCCACUUAAAGAGGAACCAGAGCUUCUGCCCAACUGUCAAUCUUGAUAAACUGUGGACCCUGGUCAGUGAGCAGACGCGGGUAAAUGCUGCCAAAAGCAAGACUGGAGUUGCUCCCAUCAUUGAUGUGGUGCGAUCGGGCUACUACAAAGUUCUGGGGAAGGGAAAGCUCCCAAAGCAGCCUGUCAUUGUGAAGGCCAAGUUCUUCAGCAGAAGAGCCGAGGAGAAGAUUAAGGGUGUUGGUGGGGCCUGUGUCCUGGUAGCUUGA
Pipistrellus nathusii (Nathusius's pipistrelle) is the source of this 447-nucleotide messenger RNA. The record is from the annotation of a GenBank genome assembly. NCBI's taxonomy places the organism in Eukaryota, Metazoa, Chordata, Mammalia, Chiroptera, Vespertilionidae.